UCCAGAUCUGCCGCUUUCUUCCCUCUGUCGUGUGCCGCCAUUCUCUGUUGUCGGUAAUCGUGAAGCGACCGGCCACCAUCCGGCCACUCUCGCGACCGCCUCACCGCCGUCGUCCGGGCUGGCCUGUCACCGCCAUCGACCCACUUUAGAUUUCUGAAUACUGUAAAAGGGCAAAGGAUGAGAAAGCUAAGGUUUCACGAGAAGAAGUUGUUAAAGAAGGUUAAUUUUCUGGAAUGGAAGAGAGAGGGAGGCCACAGGGAAGCUCAUGUUAUGCAGCGUUAUCACGUCACCGGCCGAGACGAUUACAAGAAGUAUUCGAGCCUGUGUAGGAGUGUGCAGAAGCUAGUGAAUAUUUUGAAGCAGAUGGACCCAAAAGACCCUUUUCGGAUCGAGAUCACUGAUACUCUCCUCGAAAAGCUGUAUAACAUUGGUGUCAUUCCAUCUAGAAAAAGCUUGGCUCUGUGUGAUCGCUUGUCGGUAUCGUCCUUCUGCCGGCGCAGGCUCUCUACGGUCCUGGUGAAGUUGAAAUUUGCUGAACACUUGAAAGAAGCUAUCACAUACAUAGAGCAAGGGCAUAUCCGAGUUGGCCCAGAGACAGUUACUGAUCCAGCAUAUCUUGUGACAAGAAACAUGGAAGACUUCGUUACUUGGGUAGAUUCAUCCAAGAUCAAGAAGAAAGUGCUGGAGUACAACGAAAGGCUUGAUGAUUAUGACAUAUUGGCCUGAGACAUUUUGGGGAAGUUCUUGAGGUAGAACUAGAACAAGAACUAGAACUAGAUGGAUUUCUAUGCUGCUGAGAAACAUGCAUGUUAGAAUUAUGGGGGGGUAGAAAUGAGAAUAUGUUUCCAAGUUUUUGUUUAUUGUUAUGAGUUGAAGGAAACUUUCGAGUGACAGAAGACAUGGUCAUAAUUUAUACUUCCAACAGUUAAAAAGUUUACUUUUGAGGUCUUUCAGUUU
Diospyros lotus (date-plum) is the source of this 957-nucleotide messenger RNA. RefSeq lists its product as uncharacterized. Gene Ontology annotation, cellular component: Mpp10 complex; small ribosomal subunit; small-subunit processome. Lineage: Eukaryota; Viridiplantae; Streptophyta; Magnoliopsida; Ericales; Ebenaceae. The transcript has 5 exons. The record is from RefSeq and is a predicted model, not a curated record. The coding region runs from base 178 to 726 and encodes 182 amino acids. Gene Ontology annotation, molecular function: rRNA binding; structural constituent of ribosome; snoRNA binding. Gene Ontology annotation, biological process: rRNA processing.